Drosophila bipectinata is the source of this 2615-nucleotide messenger RNA. It is a transcript of the gene Ptp61F, whose product is annotated as Protein tyrosine phosphatase 61F. The record is from RefSeq and is a predicted model, not a curated record. Gene Ontology annotation, cellular component: nucleus; cytoplasm. Gene Ontology annotation, biological process: negative regulation of ERK1 and ERK2 cascade; peptidyl-tyrosine dephosphorylation; negative regulation of receptor signaling pathway via JAK-STAT. Gene Ontology annotation, molecular function: non-membrane spanning protein tyrosine phosphatase activity; protein kinase binding. NCBI's taxonomy places the organism in Eukaryota, Metazoa, Arthropoda, Insecta, Diptera, Drosophilidae.
AUCGAUACUACGAUUGUAUAUUUCCGUCAUCCCUCGUUCUGUCAACGCCGCCGCCUGAUUACUCCAAAUUAAAAGUAUUAAAUUGCAACAAAACGCAGGAAAGUGCGCAAUGAGUGAACAAAAAACUAGUGGGUCGCCCCCAAUGGCGAUCGAUAAGGAUUUACGAGCCGCUCGUCAGAAGAUCGAGGCGGAAUACAACACCAUAAAGACUGCAUGGCAUCGCUACUACAAGGAAGUUAAUGAGAUGUGCGAUAGGUCGGCCAAAGAGCAACAGUUCAGCACCUCGGAAUCGGAGCGCCAACAGAACCGAGGCCUCAAUCGCUACAGGGACGUCAAUCCCUACGAUCAUUCUCGAAUUGUUCUAAAACGGGGCCCGGUGGACUACAUCAAUGCCAAUCUGGUCAAGUUGGAGCGUGCCAGUCGGCAGUAUAUCCUCACCCAGGGACCACUGGAAGACACAGUCGGCCAUUUCUGGCUGAUGAUUUGGGAACAAAAAUCCACCGCUAUUCUUAUGCUUAAUAAACUGAUGGAGAAGAAACAGGUCAAGUGCCACCUGUACUGGCCCACGGAAGUGGGAGCUGAGAAGGCUCUCAAGUUGCCCAACGUCAAGCUCACAGUGGAGUUGGUGCGCUGCGAGACGUACCAGAAUUUUGUGCGACGGUGGUUCAAACUAACCGAUCUCGAGACAAAGACCAGCCGCGAAGUGAUGCAGUUCCACUACACAACAUGGCCGGACUUUGGGAUUCCCAGCUCGCCGAAUGCAUUCCUCAAGUUCUUGCAACAGGUCCGGGAUUCAGGCUGCCUGAGCAGCGAGGUGGGGCCGGCUGUGGUGCACUGCAGCGCUGGUAUCGGACGAUCGGGUACCUUCUGUCUGGUGGACUGCUGCCUGGUGCUGAUAGACAAAUUCGCCGAGUGCGACAUUUCCAAAGUAUUAUGCGAGCUGCGCAGCUACCGAAUGGGACUGAUCCAGACCUCCGACCAGCUGGACUUCUCCUACCAGGCCAUCAUCGAGGGCAUCAAGAAGUUUCACGAUCCCACCUUUCUCGACUCUGAGGAACCGAUUCUCAGCAACGACAUCGAAUCACACACAGGAGACGAGCAGCCUCCGCCUUUGCCGCCUCGCAUUCAGUCUCUGCUGAACCUGCCACUGGCCCCCAAAUCCGAUGGCGUCUUGUCUCUAAAUAUGCGAGCCGCCCACGCCAACGGGGCCGAGACAGUGGACGAGCUAAUCGGCGACAAGCUGAGCAGCAAGGACGCCUUGAAUAAUUUCAUAAAUCAGCAUGAUAUGAUUCGCGACGCUGAGGUAGCCGAUAGCCUAGGCUCAUUGCCUCCGUUGCCCUCGAGAGCAGGUCUGGAUGAGUCGGACAGUGACGACGACUAUCUGCAUGAGGAUGACGAUGACGAUGAGGAUGACGACGAGAACGAUGACGAUAUCGACGAAGAGUAUGAGACCAUUAACGAGCACGAUGCCGAGCCUAUUGAUUCCCAUGUGCCCACGACGGCGACAACGACACAGCCACAUGCCGACGAUCUAAAUGCCAACAACGAGCCAGCCGCCCCAGCCGGCGAACAACACAAAAUCAAUGGAGUUGAUGUGGGACAGCACUCAGCCAGUCCCGAGAACGAGCUGAAGCGAAGAAAACGCACCGAAUACCAGGCUAGUUUGGAGCAGAAGGUGAACGACAUCAAAAGGAAGCAGCGGGAAAACGACGACAACCAGCUGGCGGCAAAGAAACGAAGGUCAUUACUCACAUAUAUUGCCGCUGGUGUUGUGGUGGGCGUGAUCUGCGCCUACGCAUACACGAAGCUAGGUUAAGUGCCCCACCCCCCCGUAUCCAAUAAGUAGUCGUAGACCAGUAGCAAUAGCUGUAUGACGUAUGUAGUUGCCGUAGUAGGAAAUCAAUUCCCCAAUCUCCGUUUUCAACUUCCGGCCAUCAAUCCCCGAUUCCCAGCAGUGCUUCUUGCAUCGGGCUGGCAUUUAAUGUGAGCACGAUUCACAUUGGAAGCACGAAUCGGAUCGGAUUGGAUGAUGGGAGAUCGCAAUAUAGAUUGCGGAUUGAGAUAAAACGAACACGAUACAAGAAGAUGGCAUAAAUAUUAGGGAAUUUUUUAUAAACAAAAAAACAAAGAAGAAAUAAAAAAAAAAAACGGAAAAUAAUAAAAAACACAAGCAAAACGAAAUAAGCAAAUAAAUUAAACGAUAACCGGGUAGAAAGAAAUCACGUCAAAAGUAGAUUUUGCGCAAUAGACUGACUUUUAGAACAAAUUUAUUUUCUACUCCCUAAAAUACUGGAUUAAUAACUGACCGAAACCGUGACCAAGACAGACCCCAGUUGUCUCCACACACCAAAACUCACACCUUUCAACUUAUUCGCUCGCUAUGCAAUAAAUUUGAUUAUAAAUUGUAUUUAAUGAGAGAUAAUCCAAACCCCCCACAAACUUUCCCCCCCACACGCUUCACUCGUUGUUGUACAGCAAUUUCUUAUAGCAUACGACCUAUUUUUAUUUAUUUAUGGAUGAAGAAUUAUGAGAAACCAACACUUGUUGUAGAAGCAUGGCAGAAAAUAUUAAAAAGUGCAGCAAUGUGCCAAAAAAAAAAAAAAUGAAUUACCUUA